CCAACAAACAAAUUCGAAGAACAAGGAUUAUAGGAAGGUUAAUAUAAUCAUUUGAUUUGCCUUCUCUUUUAUCUUUGUUUUUUCGUUUAAAAGAAACAAAUCAAGCAGCAAAACAAUGGCAACAUUUGCAGGGACACAACAGAAAUGCAUGGCAUGCAACAAGACUGUCUAUUUGGUUGAUAAGCUGACGGCUGAUAACCGGGUUUUCCAUAAGGCCUGCUUCCGUUGCCACCAUUGCAACGGCACUCUAAAGCUCAGCAAUUACAACUCUUUUGAAGGAGUGUUGUAUUGCAGGCCUCACUAUGAUCAACUCUUCAAGAGAACCGGCAGUCUUGACAAGAGUUUUGAAGGAACACCAAAGAUCAAGAAUGAAAAACUGGUUGAAAAUGAGGGUGCGCUAAAACUGUCGAACGUGUUCGCUGGCACCAGAGAAAAAUGCAAGGGAUGUAAUAACACUGUCUAUCCAAUUGAAAGGGUUACGGUUAAUGGGACAUCUUACCACAGGGGCUGCUUCAAGUGCUGCCAUGGAGGGUGCACCAUUAGUCCAUCAAAUUAUAUAGCACAUGAAGGGAAGCUUUACUGCAAACAUCACCAUAUCCAACUCUUCAAGGAGAAAGGAAACUACAGUCAGCUCGAGACCGAUCGUCCGAAAACCUCUGUAAAUACUUCGUCGGCGGAAGUCGUUGAACUGUAGGCCAAUUAUGCUUCUUUUAUAUAUCUGCCGAUUGUAAGUCCGACCAUUCAUGUCAUUUCGGUGUCAGCUUCCUGAUGGAUCAAACUUAAGAGAUCUUCCAUUGUAAGAUGAGAUUUAAAUGAUGUGGACAAGUUUUUGGAAA
Molecule: messenger RNA, 836 nt
Organism: Hibiscus syriacus
Lineage: Eukaryota; Viridiplantae; Streptophyta; Magnoliopsida; Malvales; Malvaceae
Product: LIM domain-containing protein WLIM1-like
Exons: 5
Coding region: 116-694 (192 amino acids)
Biological process (GO): actin filament bundle assembly
Cellular component (GO): actin cytoskeleton; plasma membrane
Molecular function (GO): actin filament binding
Source: RefSeq, a predicted model, not a curated record